UCUAUUCUUUCCCCACCAUGAAAUUCCGCGAGGACCUAUGGUAUCUAUUUCGCUAUGAAGCCGGCCGAAUCUCCGGCGCCAACCCCAGUCCUCCGUCCUCGGCGACGGCAAGACCUUCCCCUCCCCCUACCCCAGCUCGAACCAAUCAUCACCGUCUCCAUCCCACUCAAGCCGAUCAAAUCCCCAACGCCAGCCCCUGCCAGCCGCCCUAGGCGUCGGCCAGACCUUAUACUCCCCCUACCCCAGCGCGACCCGACCCUCGCUGUCCCCCUCCCCCUUCCCCCGCUCUCGACGAUUGCAUCUUCUAACUCUCCGACCACCGCCGGUCAAUCUCUACUGACUCCGAAGAUCUCUGACCUCGAGCGCAUACGCCGCGUCGGCAUCGGAAGCGGCGGCACAGUCUAUAUGGUCCGUCAUCGCCCCACCAGCCGAAUCUAUGCCAUGAAAGUCAUCUGCGGCGACCACGAUGAUGCCGUUCGGCGCCAGAUCUACCGCGAGAUCGAGAUCCUCCGGGCCUCCGACAACCCGUUCGUCGUUCGCUGCCACGGCAUGUACGAGCAGGCAGGUGAGAUCCAGAUCCUCCUCGAGUACAUGGACGGAGGCUCCCUCCACGGCCACCGGAUUUCGUCGGAGAAAUUCCUCGCCGACGUCGCUCGCCAGAUUCUCUCCGGCCUCGCCUAUCUCCACCGCCAAAAGAUUGUUCACCGCGACAUCAAACCCUCCAAUCUCUUGAUAAACGCUGAGCGCCAAGUUAAGAUCGCUGAUUUUGGAGUUGGCAGAAUCCUGUCGCAGACUAUGGAUCCCUGCAACUCGUCGGUGGGGACUAUCGCCUACAUGAGCCCGGAGAGGAUCAACACCGAUCUGAAUCAUGGCAUCUACGAUGGCUACGCCGGCGAUAUCUGGAGCUUUGGGCUCAGUAUAUUGGAGUUUUACCUGGGAAAGUUUCCCUUUGGGGAGAAUAUUGGGCAGCAGGGGAACUGGGCGAGCCUCAUGUGCGCCAUCUGCUACUCGAAUCCGCCUGAAGCGCCGCCGAAUGCUUCCAAAGAGUUGAAAAGCUUCAUAUUUUGCUGUCUUCAAAAGGAGCCAGCUAGCCGCCUCACUGCGUUGCAGCUCCUUCAGCAUCCGUUCAUCACCCAGCAAUCGCCAGUGUCCUCUUCCUCUUCCAUUCAGAAAGCUCAAGCUUGAGCUUGAACGAGUUAAAUUGGAUGUGAUGACUCCAUUGGGAGAUCGAUAUCGUGGUAGCCAUGGAAAGGUUUGUUGGCCCUUCUUUUUUUGGGAUUUGAUUCUGGUUCAGUAACACUCUUUAGUAUCAUAACAAAAGCAAUUUUCACGGAAAAUUA
This is a messenger RNA of Dendrobium catenatum, 1340 nucleotides long. RefSeq names its product mitogen-activated protein kinase kinase 5-like. Gene Ontology annotation, cellular component: cytoplasm. The transcript has a single exon. The record is from RefSeq and is a predicted model, not a curated record. Lineage: Eukaryota; Viridiplantae; Streptophyta; Magnoliopsida; Asparagales; Orchidaceae. The coding region runs from base 55 to 1185 and encodes 376 amino acids. Gene Ontology annotation, biological process: protein phosphorylation. Gene Ontology annotation, molecular function: ATP binding; protein serine/threonine kinase activity.